AUGCAUUCAAAAAAUGAGUUCCGAAAUUGUGUAGCUUUAGCUCUUUCUAGCAUGUUAAAAUACACACUAGAAACAGAACCAUUUGAAGAAGUAUACGCAGUCGAUAAUACUUACGCUCUAUACGCUGGGUUUGAGUUAGCUGGUAAUCGUAAAGUGGUUGCUAAAUUCUCAACUCAGAUAGCUCGCAUGGAAGCAGAAUAUCAGCUGUUUUGCAAUUUAUCAAAAGAUGAGCGCUGCCGUCGGUUUGUUUCUGUUCCCAUUGAAUUUAUUGAGUUUUCACAUAUCGACUUAUCUGCACACGUUCUUUUCGACGCUGGACAUCAUGAUAUUUUAUCCACUUUCUAUGAUUACUUUCGAAACCAUCCUAUUGACUAUAUUCGUUACUGCAUUUCUGUCUGUCGAUGUGUUGAAUUUCUGCACUCUAAAGAUAUCGUUCAUGGGGAAAUCCGAUUUGAAUCCUUCCGCCCUAUAAAAGAUUACUCGAAUGUAAUUAUGUUAAAUAUUGGGAGUGGUGCAAGCUCGUUUCACAAUUACUUGCAAGCGUAUAACUGGCAGCGGUUCUAUGAAGACUCUCAAUCCAUGUCGAGAAUUACUUAUAUCAGUCCCGAGCAAACAGGGCGAACAUCGUACCCUGUUGAUCACAGAACGGAUAUUUAUAGCUUAGGAAUAUUUUUCUAUUAUUGUCUAGCUGAAGGUUAUCCCCAUCUGGAUUCCUUUAUCCAAACGAUCCGCUCCAUCCUAACAGAACAUCUACCAAGUAUUGCCGAUGCCUGUCCGCAAAUUCCCAAGACUAUCUUUAAAAUAAUAGAAAAAAUGACAAAAAAAAACCCUAACGACAGAUACACUUCUUGCUCAAGUAUCUUAGCUGACUUAGAAAUCUGUUAUGACAAUUUAGUAAACGGAAUUACGAGUGGAGAAGGAAUCUUUGAUAACACAGGUUUUACAUCCUUAUUUAUGCUUCCUUCUUCUACAUAUGGCCGUGAACGUGAGAUUGAAAAGGUAAAAUCUCUUUUGCGUCACACCGAAUCAACUUCCCUACCUUUAGACUCUUCUUUUCACGACUCACCCUUUUUAAAAGGAAACGAGCAUAGUGAUCAUAUCGUUGUUAUAUUAAUUACUGGGCCUGAAGGUGUUGGUAAAGCUACAUUUAUCCAAGACGUUUGUGAUAGGAAGGAAGGGUACAUGGCUAUCACAAAAUGUGAACCAUCAGAGUCUUUCUCGAAUUCUGCAUUGAUUCGUGGAAUCGCUCAGUUAAUUCUUCAAGUACUCGCUGAGAGUCAGCAUUUAGUACAUGAAUUUUUUCAAAAAUUGAAACAUGCUUUGGAAGGAGAUUUGUAUCUUUUAAACUCGGUUUUUGAUAUAGUUCCCGAAGUAAAGCCGUUUCUUGAUAAGAGUCCAUAUGUUGGCAAUAUUAUAAGUUUUCUUUCAACUUCAUCGAAUGAAUCUGUUAAGUCUUCGUCGUCCCUAGGUCGAAGUGCUAAUAGCCAAGAAACUCAAUACAAUUCUGACCAGCGGAAUCAAUUUGGUCAUCAGAUCUCUCUCUCUAGUUCCUUAAUUACUCUACUGACAAUGAUUUCAUCGCUUAAGCGGUCAACCAUUGUCAUCAAAAACGUUCAUUAUGCUGAUGAAUUAUCAAUCAAUAUUCUAGAAUGUUUAAUUCGUUGCAAUGUUCCUAUAAGUAUAAUUUUAACAUGUGAUGAUUCUUAUGCUAAUUUACUUAAAAAUUUCCUUUCCUUCUCUCGAUUUGUUCAGGAAGUGCAACUUAAACCGCUAGCAUUUGAUGCGGUAAAUGCUUACGUUCAGACAACUCUUCACCGUGUUGGGGAAGACUUGUAUCCUUUCACUUCCUAUGUUUAUCAUGUUUGUAAAGGGAACCCCUUAUUGAUGAGAGAUUUACUGUCAGAACUUUACAACAAAAAGGUCAUAUACUUUGACUGGGAAACCCGUCAGUGGUCAAUAGAUUACGAUGAGGUAAAUUUGUUUAGCCCUGAAAGUUAUAAUAUCAAUGUCGAUUCUUACUCAAUCACAAAGCUUUCUAGCUUACCUGAGCCCUGUCGUUGCUUCUUGGCUUGGGGUAGUAUGAUGGGUUCAUCGUUUUCGUUUGAAACUGUUCAAAAGCUUUGUCAAGAAGUCGAAGGGUUUGACCUCGAUAAUGAGUCCUUGGAUUUAUUACUUAGAAAGGGCAUCAUAUAUGCCACUUCGACAAACUCAUACUCAAUUUCUCGUGGAAGCUACAAGAAAACCAUCAAGAAUUACUAUAGUCAAGAGAAGUUACAACGUAUGCAUGCACGUCUAUUUGAGUUGUGUAUUAACAAUCGAGAUCAAUACAGUCUAUUCGAUAUUGCUUCUCAUGUUGAUGCAGCUUUUGAAUACAUAAAGAAUGAAGAUAAUUCAACACUGAAUUUUACUUAUCUCUACCUGGCUGCUGAAGAAGCUCUUAAAAUAGGAGCAAAUAAGAAAGCACUUAAUUUGUAUAAUAGAUGCAUCGAAAUAUUGCCUUAUAAAUAUUACAAUAGAGAAAACGAUGACGAGAGGAAACAAAUGAUCCAAAUAUAUGUUGGUUGUGCUGAAGCCAACUUGGUUAACGGUAAUGCAGAGGCGGCCAUGAAAAUGACAAAGCUUGCUGAAAAUGAAUCCGCUAAUUUAACUGAGGCUUUCAAGUCGUUAUUUUUACGCUGCCGAGUAUUAUUUGAAAGCCUGCGCUCUGAAGAGCUUCUUUCUCUUGUUCUAAAUUAUUUAACUCAACUAGGUUUUUCUAUCGAAAAACAUAACUUCGAAGAUUCGAAGGAAAUUUUGAAGUCAUUAAUCCCAAAAGUGUUGAAGUAUGCGGACGAGGAAAAAAGCAUUGAGAUUGAUAAUGCAACCAUUUUAGACGACCGCAGCACUGAAAUAUUCUAUUUCUUGUUUCAGGGCUUUAGCGCCGCAUCUAGAUAUUAUCAAUGCUCUCCCAUUGUUGUGGACUUUUCAAUUGCUUUUGCAAAUGCUUUUUUAGAGUAUGGAUUUACCGAUUUUUCUGGUUAUACUUUACUUUUCUUCUCCGUUACUGCGAUGACCAUCGUAGGUCCUUCCGCUCCUUUGUUUAAAAUGUGUAACCUUGCCAGAAAACUCAAUCAAGAGAUCCAAAAUUACACAAUACAGACUUACACAGAAUUUUUUUAUUUGCUUUCGAUUGGAUAUGUGACGGAAACUUUACAGAAAAGGAUGGUUUCCAUCCGAACACUCCAGAAACACUGUCAACCAUCUAGCAGAUUCCUUGGGAACUCUCUUUCGGUCUUUUCACUCUGGGACAGUUUUCUUCUAUCUUCCAAUUAUGGCGAUUUUUUGAUCGAGUUUGACGAAGUUUACGGUGAAGCCUUAAAACAACGCCUUUGGGUUGCCGAUAGUGUAUACUUUCCUAAUUUACGAACCCUAAUACAAUGCCUUUUAGGAGAAACUGAAUUGGGCCCUUGCGAGUCUUUGUAUAACAAAGAGCGGCAGUUACCAGCCUCUCCUGAAAAGAAUUUAUCAGAGACCUUUGGGCGUUGGUAUUUUUCUUGGCAUUUGUUAAACCUUGUUCUCACAGAGGACUGGGAAGAUGUUAUUUGCUACGGCUUAAAUAGUUGCUUUGGCUAUUUUUUACUUUGCCUGGCUAUUACUAACAAGGGGUUGACUAAUGGUAUGCUUUCUGAUAACGAGAAAACCUUUUUCUUAGAAAAGCUGAAAUUCUUCGAGUAUAUAAGUACUUCAUCUGAAAGUUGCAGUCCGAUAACCUUGUAUUUCUAUUUUUUACAGGCAAGUAAGGUUACUUUAGACGGUGAUUUGACGAAAGCAUCAGUGCUAUACGAGAAAGUUAUUGCUUUAGCGACUAAAUUGAAUUUAUAUUUGGUUGAGGCUUUUGCUCUUGAAGCUGUCGGAAAAUUAUUCUGCAAAAUAAAUUUAACUACCUCGGGAAUUCAUUACAUCGAACAGUCUGUGAAAGUAUACAAAUCCUUAGGGUUGAAGAGAAAAUAUACUACGUUACAAAACCAAAUCAUUGAUAAAAUGCCCCCUAAUUUACUGAAAUUAACUGUUGAUGAGAUUGUCCAAACGGAUACCGCAUACGAACAAAGACCUUAUUCUACCGAUACUAGUGACAAAGCAGAAGAUGAUGAUCUAGUCGAGUCAAAUUAUCGAAUAUCUUUUCCUAAUGAAGAUUACGAAGAUCAGGCAUGUACUAUGGCGAAUGUUGGAACUGUCUCUUUAGAAGAACUCCUCAUUUCGUUAGAUAUAAUUGAUUUAACCUCAGUUAUGAAGUCCUGUCAAACUAUUGCUAGUGAAACUGAAUUAGACGGCUUACUAUCAACAAUGACGCUUCGAAUGCUUGAAGAUUCUUCGGCAGAUGCAGCCUCAAUUGUUAUAAGAGAAGACAAUCAUUUUACCGUUGCAGCAUAUCGUACAGAAAACGUCAACGAAGUCUUUACUCCUCCGAUUCCGGUUUCGGAAAGACAGCCGUUCGUUCCUUCAAAGGUAAUAAACUAUGUCGUCCACACUCAAAAAGUGUUAUUUUCACAUAACAUUCAUAAAGACUUUGAUUUACACUGCGAAGAAUGGAACGAACUAAACAAUAAAGGAAAAAAUGUGAUUGUAAUUCCCCUCAUCCAAAAAAAGGUAGUAUUUGCUGUUUUGUAUCUGCAAGGACCUCCUUUUUCGUUUCACUGUCGACAUGUUUCAGUUCUUUCUAUUUUAGGGUCUCAGGUCAGCUUCGCGAUUGUCAAUAUUUCCCUUUUUCAUAAAGUGAAAGAAGCAACAAAUGCUAAUAAUGAAAUUAUAGAAUCCCAACGCGAGGCACUCAGUUUGGUUCGGAAAUCAGAAGCGAAAUAUAGAAGUUUCGUAGAUACUAUGCCUUGUUUACUUUCAAAGCUUAAAUAUGACAGCGGAUUAAAGAUUGAACUAUUUGGCUCUUUUUGGAAGGAAUAUUGCGGUGAUACUGAUUUAAGAAAGCCUAAUAUCUGUAAAGAAUUUAUACAUCCGCAGGAUUAUGAUAUUUUAGAACAACAUAUUAUUUCUCAAAGCAACGUUAAUGCUCCAUUUGAGAAAGAAGUACGUAUAAGAAGAAAUGAUGGAGUUUACAGAUGUAACUUAACACGCUGCACGCCUAUUUUGAAUGAGUCAGAGCCGACAUAUAUUUGUGCCACUAUUGAUAUAGGGGAUCAGAAAGAAGCGAGAGCCGCUGCUUUAGAGGCAACGCGAUUAAGAUCCAAUUUUUUGGCCAACAUAUCACAUGAAUUACGGACACCUUUCUCUGGCUUUUAUGGAAUGCUCUCUUUGUUAGACGAGGCUAAUUUGGAUUAUGAACAAAGAGACAUUGUAAAUGCAGCACGGCUUAGCUGUGAAAUGUUAUUACAAGUCAUUAAUGACUUAUUGAAUUUUAGCAAGUUGGAAGCCGGCAAAGUAACAUUGGAAUCAGACUUAGAGUUUUCAUUGGAAAGAGUAAUUGUUGACUGCAUCGCCUCUGUUUAUUCUGUUGCUGUCAGCAAAAAUGUAACUCUCUCCUAUCAACUUUCGAAUGAUAUUCCUUAUUUCAUUGCUGGCGAUGCUUCAAAAAUUGGUCAAAUGCUUAAAAGUAUACUUGAUAAUUCUGUAAAAAUGGUUGAAAGUGGCUUUAUAAGCGUGAAAGCCUAUAUAUUUGAGAAUGGGGAAAAUGAUGAUUUAAGGCUUACUUUUAUGGUUGAAGAUAGUAGACCAGAACCAAAUGCAGUGUUCCAAGCUAAUCUUAUAAACUCGUUGAACAAAUACUGUAAUGAUAAUUUGCCUAUGGACUUAAGUGGGUCAGCCCUUGGAAUGUCAACAUGUUUGCAGUUAUGUAAAAUUAUGGGAGGUUCUGUUUUUGUGACAGUUUCGAAAACUCCUCCUACGUUCAGAAUUUGUUAUGACUUGAUGGUCCAUAAAUUACGGGAAGAGCGCUACAGAGAAGUUACUGCAAAUUUGGUUGAAGCGAAAGUUAAGUUCAACGAGUAUAUUAAAAAUAAGCUUGUUAUACGUGCAACGAAUGUACCUCUCGAUUCUGAUAAUAUCCUUACUUUUUUGACUGAAGCGGAAAAGCUGGUUCAUGUAACCAGCUGCCCUGAAGCUUUUGCAAGUUUCCUUGAUCAAGGUCGGCAGUAUUUAAACAUUGCUCGCUGCCUUUUGAUUCUAGAUGUAGACUCCCUUGAACAUUUGGAAAAAGUGAAUACUGAACUUAAGACUUUUCCUGACUUGAAUGUAAUUUUUGUCUCCUGUAUUCCUCAACUGAACAAAACUUACGACCAAAAGUCAAUAUCGCCGGAAUUUUCUGAAUACAUAGGUAAAAGGAGAACCAUGAUUGCGAAACCAUAUACCAAAGAACAGUUCGUAGAUGCAACUUUGAGGAUUGUCCAUCCCGAACAAGAUAAGCUGCGCGAAACAUCUUCCUACUUGCCGCUUGGUCAUGAACAAACAGAAUCCAACAGGCAAAGCUGGCAAUUUGAAGGAAUUAGAAUUUUAGUUGCUGAAGACAACAGUGUUGUACGACUAACGCUGGUUAAACAAUUAGAGCAUUUGGGCCUAAAAAUUGAGAGUGCUAAAGAUGGAAAAGAAGCGAUUGAGUUAAUCGCAUCUCAUCCUUGUGGAUAUUAUAACCUUGCGUUUAUUGACUACCAUAUGCCUUAUUAUGAUGGUAUAGAAGUGAGUAAGAAAAUGCGGGAGCUCGAGCAACGUGAAAAUAUCAGGUCAUCAGUACCAAUUAUUCUAUUAACAGCUGAUAUUCAGCCCUCUAUUGAGGAGGGAAACGAGGAUAUGGGUAUUACGAGAUACAUAACCAAGCCCAUUCGAAAGGAAAAAAUGUUAGAAAUCUUAUAUGCUUACUUGACAUAA
Molecule: messenger RNA, 6849 nt
Organism: Schizosaccharomyces cryophilus OY26
Lineage: Eukaryota; Fungi; Ascomycota; Schizosaccharomycetes; Schizosaccharomycetales; Schizosaccharomycetaceae
Product: HisK/Mak3 protein kinase Mak3
Exons: 2
Coding region: 1-6849 (2282 amino acids)
Biological process (GO): protein phosphorylation; phosphorelay signal transduction system
Molecular function (GO): ATP binding; protein binding; phosphorelay sensor kinase activity
Source: RefSeq, a predicted model, not a curated record